Messenger RNA from Choloepus didactylus (southern two-toed sloth), 330 nucleotides. RefSeq names its product TRPC5 opposite strand (gene TRPC5OS). The transcript has a single exon. The coding region runs from base 1 to 330 and encodes 109 amino acids. The record is from RefSeq and is a predicted model, not a curated record. NCBI's taxonomy places the organism in Eukaryota, Metazoa, Chordata, Mammalia, Pilosa, Megalonychidae.
AUGGAGUCAGUGUCGAUGCCCAUACUAGUUGGUGGGCUUGUUGAUUGUGUAGCCCAGUUAAUAAGAAUAGCCGAAGAGCUUUUACAGCUGAUUUCCCAAGAACAAGUUUCUAGUGUAGAACAAAAUGGUAGAGAACAGAGAGAAACAGAUGCAUCUCCUCCUGAUGAAGCUUCACUUCCAGAACUUGCUGAACUCUCAGACUUAGAAUCAGUACUGACAUCAAGAGAAAAUGAAGACCUAAUCCUUGAUAUGGAUCAUGCUAUGCUAGACAUAGAUGACUUAUAUGAAGUGGUACUUUCUGGUAUAAACGAUGACAUAAGAAGCGCAUAA